CAGGAACCUGUUGGCUCACCCUGGGUGGCGAGCGGGAGAGCGGGAGGUGAUUCGUGAUUGAAACGCCGUCAGGAUAUGAUGAACUCGCCUUUUUGUUGACGGAGAUGCGUGAGUGAGUUCCCCCGAGGAACGUCUCUCCCCGAACAAAAACAAAGAACGUAUUGUUAACGUUUUCUUGUCAGGAUUAGAAAGGAAGAAGAAAAAAAGUUGCGCGGUUCCUUGGUGCUCUGUUCUUGCUCGUGAGUGCUGGGGAUGUUCACUCACGUUCCGGCAUUCGUUUGCCGUGUAGCCAGGUGUCACGUCUUGGAAAUUAUGAUACUGAUUGAAGGAUAAGAUAAAGAAUGUGUAAGGAGAGAGAGAAAGACCAGGAGAGGGAGAAAGGAACGAAUAUAAGGCAGAGAAAAUGGUGAAUGCUAGAACGCAUUUCGGCUUUACGGAGCAGGCGCAAACUUCCGGCAUUCUGGUAUCAUUCCGAUUGUAUACACUUCUUGAGCGAAACCUUAUGGUGCAGGUGUAUUUGCAGACUGAUGACGAAUGCAUCAGAACGAGUGUAAACUUCGCAUGAUAUCAUAACACACUAAUGAUGGUGUAAAUGGCUGCGGGUGAGGGCGCACGCAGGUGAGAGAGCUAAAACUUAAGGACAAUGAAGGCUCUCUGCGGGACGAAAAAUUUAUGAAAACUCCUUCAGUUACGGCAUCGUCCUACUACCGAGUGUUGCCCUUUCCAGUUCCCUCAUUUCUCCUGCGGAGGCUAGACCCCUUACAACUCUUGACGCCUGCACACUUCCCCUCGCUAACCGGUCAGGACUCGCUGCACGCUCCCCCUCCUGAAGGAGCUGGCCGUCACGGGGCUCCGCUGGUGUCGGCGUCGAGGAUGCAGGGAGUUUGUGCGUGUGACUCUGGGCUCUGCCAUCGAAAAACCUGUUAUAGACAAUAAGGAAAAUAAGCGAAAGAAAAUCCAUGAAAGAACUUUAUCGGAGGCUUUUUUUCCCGGGAAGGGGCGUUUGCCUAGAUGUCCUUCCCGUAUCAAAAGAAGCCUCGUCCGAAUCUCUCCCUUAACCUUAGCCAGCCUAUCGUGAUCAAGCCUCAGAGGAAAACGGGUCUCAAGCACACCAAUAGCGUAUGUCUCCCUGUCACGAAGUCCGUUCAUCCAACCUUGCACGGCGGAGGCGCUUCCAUGACGUCACGACUCUCGUUCUCCAAUCACAAGUCGUCGUCGCACCCAACGAUCAAUCACGCAUCGUCCUGCCAUCACCCCUCGGCCGAUGACACAUCCAUGACGACAGAUGCACCAAUGCCCAAUCAGCAUUCGACAAAGAUGGUGACGUCAAUGGAAGUAGCCAGUCGCAUUUCCUCCUCUUCCGAGAGCGAGGAAGAUGGCGAGGGUUGGCUACUUCUCAACGAGCGAAGCAAACCGUGGCCGGAACCGGACCAGAGUGAGGUGAAUAUUGCUGUUUAA
Penaeus chinensis is the source of this 1458-nucleotide messenger RNA. RefSeq lists its product as uncharacterized. The transcript is spliced from 2 exons. The record is from RefSeq and is a predicted model, not a curated record. NCBI's taxonomy places the organism in Eukaryota, Metazoa, Arthropoda, Malacostraca, Decapoda, Penaeidae. The coding region runs from base 1012 to 1458 and encodes 148 amino acids.